Hyaena hyaena (striped hyena) is the source of this 1117-nucleotide messenger RNA. RefSeq names its product protein canopy homolog 3. Gene Ontology annotation, molecular function: signaling receptor binding. The transcript has 5 exons. Gene Ontology annotation, cellular component: endomembrane system. The annotation marks the transcript as partial. The record is from RefSeq and is a predicted model, not a curated record. NCBI's taxonomy places the organism in Eukaryota, Metazoa, Chordata, Mammalia, Carnivora, Hyaenidae.
UGUGUAAGUACGUUGCCGUGGAGCUGAAGUCAGCUUUUGAGGAAACCGGCAAGACCAAGGAGGUGAUCGACACAGGCUAUGGCAUCCUGGACCGGAAGGCUUCCGGAGUCAAAUACACCAAGUCGGACUUACGCUUAAUCGAAGUCACUGAGACCAUCUGCAAGAGGCUCCUGGACUAUAGCCUGCACAAGGAGAGGACCGGCAGCAACCGGUUUGCCAAGGGUAUGUCUGAGACCUUUGAGACAUUGCACAACCUGGUCCACAAAGGGGUCAAGGUGGUGAUGGAUAUCCCCUACGAGCUGUGGAAUGAGACUUCUGCAGAGGUGGCUGACCUUAAGAAGCAGUGCGACGUGCUGGUGGAAGAGUUUGAGGAGGUGAUCGAGGACUGGUACAGGAACCACCAGGAGGAAGACCUGACUCAGUUCCUCUGCGCCAACCAUGUGCUGAAGGGCAAGGACACCAGUUGCCUCGCAGAGCAGUGGUCCGGCAAGAAGGGGGACACAGCCGCCCUGGGUGGGAAGAAGUCUAAAAAGAAGAGCAGCAAGGUCAAGGCCUCGGGCAGUGGCAGCAAACAGAGGAAGGAGCUAGGCCUCGGAGAAGACCCCAGCUCUGACGAGGAUGAGGGCAUCCAGAAGGCAUCCCCCCUCACACACAGCCCCCCGGAUGAGCUUUGAGCCUAACCCAGCACCCCCUGUACCGCGACCCCCGACCUGGAAGCUGAGGAAUCGGGCACAGCUCUGGCGGGCAGGCGGGCGGCUGUCCCGCUCCAGGUCCUCCCUGCCGCGCCGGCUUCCUGCCGGGAAAGACACAGGCCCAGGGGAGAGCUGAGACCCGCUGCGGCAGCCUGCCGACCUCCCCCCUCUGCCAGGCGGCUCUUCUGCGCCAGGCUUCGGGCGGGCCGAGCGGUUUCACGCCUGCCGAGGACUCCAGUACGAACUCCGGAGGGGCAGGUGUGGGGAGGGCGCCCGGCCUUCACCUCCCCUCACUCCUUCCCAGCUGGGAAGCAAGACUACCAGCCACCCCACCCCUGCUCACCCCCUCCUGCGGACACCUUGCACUCUGCCCGGCCCUCCCCAGGGCUCACAGAGUAAAAACCUUUUGGCCUUUUUUGUUCUGA